Molecule: messenger RNA, 1306 nt
Organism: Zeugodacus cucurbitae (melon fly)
Lineage: Eukaryota; Metazoa; Arthropoda; Insecta; Diptera; Tephritidae
Product: eclosion hormone
Exons: 2
Coding region: 301-603 (100 amino acids)
Biological process (GO): ecdysis, chitin-based cuticle; neuropeptide signaling pathway
Molecular function (GO): ecdysis-triggering hormone activity
Source: RefSeq, a predicted model, not a curated record
AAAAGCAAGCGACAAGAAGAUUUUUAAAUUAUUUAAUUAAAAGCUGUGCAGGUGUAAAAGACGAAUGAGCUUCUACCGAUUGUGGACUGAAAAUUGUUUAUACGUAAAUACAUAAAAGCAGUGUAGUAACGGUUCAAUAACUGUACGAAUUAACCAAUUGUAAGAAGAAGUAGUGCAAUAUAAAUGAUAAUAAUAGAAAUAAAGACAUUUUAUGUGUAUUAAUAUAAUCCGAGUUUGCAACAAUAGAACUUACUAAAGAUUAACUUCUCUUCCACUAGCUUUCUAAAAAAAAAAACAAAAAUGUUCGCCACUACCAAAUCCACCAUAUUCGUUGCUGCCGUCGCUGUAGUACUGAUUUGUGCGCUUUCCUCGACCGUUGAGGGCUUGCCAUCCAUUGGACACUACGGCAAACGCUUUGACGCUAUGUCCGGUAUCGAUUUCAUUCAAAUCUGUCUCAACAACUGCGCCCAAUGUAAAAAAAUGUUUGGUGACUACUUCCAAGGUCAGACAUGCGCCGAGUCCUGCCUGAAAUUCAAAGGCAAGGCCAUACCCGACUGCGAGGACAUCGGCUCAAUUGCACCCUUUCUCAACGCAAUCGCAUAAAGAGUGAGAUCACCCAAGCCUGCCACCGCCAUCACUUGCUCACUAAGCCGCUGACUUCUGUGCUGCACGCUAUCUCUGCUCACCUUACGCCCACGCCAUUAGUAUUAAAAUCACAAACUCGGCGGCGUGGCUGCGUGUGCUAUAAAUGUAUUUGUGUGUAUAAUUAUAAUUUUGUGUGAAUUUGAACUUUGGCUUCGCUUCGAUUGUCUGCGUGACGUACGAAUCUUAUUUGGGUCAUUGCCAAUGUGAGCGUCGGCAGCAGCGCUACUUUUACCACUUGCUGAAUACGCAUCAAGCCAAAAAUCACUAAACAUAAAUUAGCUUAUUUAUUUUUAUUUGUGUAAUUUGCAUACUAUAUAUUAUUGAAAUUAAUAUACAUAUAUUGAAAUUAUGAACUCAACGAAACGCUUGAAAAUGGUUUACAGCAUUGAUGACCCCAUGCGGAUCUAUGCUAAACCAUAAGAGUGGAUAUAAGGAUGACCCACCUAAAUACUCCCUAAACCCACGGUAACAUAAAGUUCCUAAAUAACUAAUUUAUAGCAUUAUAUUUAUGUAAUUCAAUAGUACCAAUUAGUAGUUAUAUAAAUGGAUGUGUGUGCUUACUUCUUUAUACAUAUACAGUAGACUAGAUGCAAAUAUUGUAAAACUUGCAACGGAAUAACAUGAAAGAAUUAAUAAAAAUGAUGACAUUUCAUCUUCCAAA